AUACAAAGCCUCCCAUGGGGCGCACAGGUGGUUCCCACCGACUCAGAGCUCAAGUUACCGGCUCCUUGGGCGAUAUCACCUAUUCCGACCGUAUCAAGGUCUUUGAGCUUAUUAGAGCUUUUGGAAUGCCCACCUUAAACUAUUCGCAGCAUGUCAUUCAGCUCUGCCCGCUCCGCUCCAGCAUUGGAAGCUGCAUUAGCAGAAGAGCACUGCGAACAGAAAUCGGAGCUCGACCCGGAAGCACAGUUUAGAGAGAGAUUGCGGAUCCAGGAACUUCUUAGGUACUUCACACCUCACGAUGAUGGUCCUGGCCCCGGGGAAGAGAAAGCAAGACUCGCGACUGAUACGGCUUUGACCGCUUUGGCCCAGCUCUGUGCUCAUAAGCUCAAUUGUCAGCGAUCUUUCAUCUCCAUCAUAACCGAUUCCAAACAAUUUAUGGUUGCGGAGGCUACACGGAGCAUCUCCUUGAAAGACGGGGACCAACAUGACGAAGGCGAUGGUAUAUACCUCGGACAAUGCACAAUCAGCUUCGAGUGGGGUGUAUGCCCCGGAACAAUUGCAUGCUUCACUGCAAUAGAUAGCAGUUUGGAUGUUCAUUCUCGAUACGUUAAGGCGAGUCGUUCUUACUAUGUGAUGAACGACAUGUCGGCUUUGGAAGGCUUCAAAGAUCGACCUUAUAUUGCAGGAUGGCCAUUCAUGAAGUAUUACGCCGAGGUUCCAAUACACAGUCCCUCUGGACUGACGAUCGGAACCCUCUGUGUUGUGGAUAACAAAGCCAGAGAGGGGCUGGAUAUGGAAGGUUUGGGCAUACUGCGAGAAAUCUCAGAGGUCAUAAUGAAUCACCUCGAACUCUGUGUCAGCAGGAUACACCGCAACAAUGCUGAGAAGAUGAUUCAGGCACUCGGGAAGUUUGUGGAGGGAAAGGACAGUAUGCGAGAAUGGUGGAUCGAAGCCCAGGCAUCACGAGUCGCCGAACCUGGCCUACAACACCUCAGUCUCGAAAAGCGAGCUGAUAUCGAGCUUGGAUCUCGCAAAGAAGUAAACACGAGCAUCGACAGCGUCGUUGGCAUGUCUGACAGCCGCCAGACUCAAGUCUUGGAUGUACUCAAAUCCCAGUCAGGAUCAUCGGGGUAUUUCAAUCCCGCAUUGUCUUUAUGCACUGGAUCAUCCUCACCAGAAGCCCGCCAUCUGUCAGAAGCAAGCUCGGAGAUACCACGAUCUCCAGGGACUACAUACACAUCACCGGAUCCAACACCUGGUGAUGAAAUGCAAGGACCAAGCCUUGACAACCAGUUUCCUUCACAGGAACUGUCCGAUCUGGAAACAAUGCUCAACAGAGCGACCAAUCUCAUUAGGGAAGGCAUUGGUCUUGAUGGCAUUGUCCUCUUUGAUCCUCGAUCGUAUGAUGGCCAACUCCUUACGGAUUUCAACAUUUCCGGAGAGAAGGUCGCUUGGGUCGACAGGCGUAACAGCGGCAUUUCACCCACGGCGAAGCCGGUUCCAUUCAGCAAUUCUUCCUCAUACUUCCCGCCAUUCGAUAAGCAGACUCCACAACCAAGUAAAUACUGCAAAGUGUUGGCAUCAUCAACUCGCAGGAAAUCAAAUGGCGACGGGCUCGCGGGAGAAGGAUUGCUAGUUCCGGAAAAUAUCCUUCAACUGCUCCUACAGCGAUAUCCGCGAGGCGGCAUUCUCAAUUACGACAAAAAGGGAUUCAUUGACGGAGAUGAUUCGAUCUUCCUGUAUCCGUCCGAUUCCCGGAAAAUUGGCGGGAAACCUGUCAUCAAACCGGGGAAUGGUGUAGACAGUGACAGCUCAAUGGAGGCAAAUAAAUUGCGUAGUAUCCUCCCCGAAGCUACUUCAGUGUUGCUUCUUCCGUUGUGGGAUACGAAUCAAGACAAGUGGUUCGCAUACAGCCUAGCCUGGACAACCAAUCCUGCUCGCAUCUUCCAAAGGCAGGAUUUUACAUAUCUCGCAAGUUUCGGGAAUUCUAUCAUGACCGAACUGUCCCGUCUAGAGACUAUUGCAGCAGACAAUGCAAAAUCGGGUUUCAUAUCUUCCAUAUCCCACGAGUUGCGCUCCCCGCUCCACGGCAUCAUGGCCAGCGUUGAACUCCUCCGUGAUGCCAAUACGGACCCAGUGUCAAACGCAAUCAUAUGCACUGUCGAGUCUUGCGGAUCUACUCUCUUGGAUACCAUCGAGAACCUUCUGACCUUUACCAAGGUCAAUCGCUUAACCGCUCGGGCGAAUAGCGUCGUUGCGCGACGCGCGCCAUCCGUGGAUCUCGCAGCUCUCGUGGAAGAUGUCACACAAAUGCUCAUUGCUGGUCACUAUUUCCGUCGGACUGUGGAAGCAUCUGGUGCACCACAUCAAAAGACUACCGACCCCAAGGCACUCAAUGGCAGGGCAGCUCCUGGACUCGCAGUCAUAUGUGAUAUUUCUCCCGAAUGUGACUGGGUAUUCAAGACGGAUGCCGGCAUCUGGAAACGGAUCUUGAUGAACCUGUUGGGAAACUCUUUGAAGUACACCUCUUCAGGAUUUGUUCUUAUCAAAUUACGGCUCGAGGAAGAUUUGCCAGUUCUUGAGUCCAAAGCACGGCCUACUAUCUUAGCAACGCGAGCAAAGGCAAUGAGCGACCCGGAUCUUCGAGUUGCCUUGUCCCCGAUGGCGGACAGGCUGCCCUUGGAGCGCGGGUCCACCACAGGGACAAAACCUACAAAGACCUUCAAUGUCACCCUUACCAUCGAAGACUCUGGGAAGGGAAUGUCUCAGGACUAUCUCACACACCAUCUGUUCAAGCCCUUCUAUCAAGAGGACACUCUCAGUCCCGGGACUGGACUCGGCUUGAGCAUCGUGCACCAAUUAGUAUCUUCAAUUGGUGGCUCAGCCCAUGUCACCAGUGAGUUGAACUCAGGCACAGAGGUGCGGAUAGACGUUGGUCUUCAGCGUCCAGAUCCGACCACUGCCCUGCCGACUCUUUCCGAGCGCCCACAGUUCAAGAGUCUUCGUCUGGGCCUCUGCGGGCUUGAUGUCGUUCCCGAUCUGUCGGAGACACCGAAUGGUAUACUAGAUGCUAUAGCUCGACGACGGCUUGCUCUUCGCUCAACUCUCGCAGACUAUGCGAUGAACCUUGGAUUGUCUGUCUUGGCUGUUGAUUCGUUGAACUCUGAUGCAGCUGACCUGAUUCUCGCCACUGAACCUGAGUACCAGCGAUUAAUUUCGUCCCAGAAGUCUUCGUUCCAGAAACCACUGAUCGUACUGUCUGCAGAACCAAUGAUGCGCUAUGGGCAGAUGAAUACAGAGUUUGGUUCCGCCGCCGUUCUGUCACAGCCGUUCGGCCCCAGUAGGUUCAGGCAAGCUGUGGAGUCUUGCUUCUCGGCUGCUCAAAAACCUCAAGCUCCCACCAAGUCUCUUGCCAUCCUCCCAAAGCCCGAGAUCCCUGUGGCAACAGAGACCUCGAAGAACGGCCCCUCGAACGAUGCCCCGAUUCCGGCAAUCACUAAGCCGGAAACGAUUCCUCCACCAAAGACACAAGAGCCACUUCUCCCCUCCGGACAAAAGCGACUCUCCCUCCUCCUCGUAGAAGAUAAUCCCAUCAAUCUCAAACUCCUCGUUGCUUCUUUCAAGAAAAUGGGGCACAACUACUCCACCGCAACCGACGGCUCUCUAGCCGUAGCUGCCUACCGUGACGUAGCCGACACUCGCAAUCCCAGAUUCGACAUCAUCUUCAUGGAUAUCCAGAUGCCAGUCAUGGACGGCAUGGAAGCGAGUCUUGAAAUCAGGAAAUACGAGAAGCAGAACGGGUUGCAGCCGGCGAUUAUCAUUGCGUUGACGGCGUUGACGACCCUCCAGGCUGAGCAGGAGGCGUUGGAUGCUGGAGCGGAUAGGUUUAUGAAUAAGCCGGUAAGUAUUAAGAAAUUGAGGGAUGUGGUGGGGGAGUGCUUUCGAGAGGGUAAAGAAGGCGUAUGAGAGCUGCGACUGUGGUGAUCAAGUUCCCGCCAUAGCCGAAGGUAAACGACGGGAAGAAAUCAGUAACAUUAAUAUAAAUACAAUGGAUCAACAUACUUUACACUCCUA
Messenger RNA from Hyaloscypha bicolor E, 4074 nucleotides. RefSeq lists its product as uncharacterized. NCBI's taxonomy places the organism in Eukaryota, Fungi, Ascomycota, Leotiomycetes, Helotiales, Hyaloscyphaceae. Bases 151 to 3966 code for a protein of 1271 amino acids. The transcript has 4 exons. Gene Ontology annotation, biological process: phosphorylation; phosphorelay signal transduction system. Gene Ontology annotation, molecular function: phosphorelay sensor kinase activity. The record is from RefSeq and is a predicted model, not a curated record.